AUGUUCUUGUCUUGUGCAGAGCUGCUGUGGAUGGAGAACCUGACGGCGGCGGCUCCUCUCCAGCAUCCCGUCGUGUUCGAGCUGGAGGGCUUCUACGUGCCGCCGGGUUAUGACUCGCUGCUCUUCGUCCUGGCGCUGCUCAGCUACGUGGCGGUUCUGCUGGGCAACGGCCUGGUGGUGAGCAUCAUCGUCCUGGACAAGAGCCUGCACAGACCCAUGUUCGUGAUGGUGUGCAACCUGGUGCUGUGCGACCUGCUGGGGGCCACGGCGGUGCUGCCCCGGGUCAUGGUGCACUUCCUGACGGGGCAGAAGAGGAUCGCCUACUACCCCGCCAUCGCCCAGGCGUUCUCCGUGCACACGUACGGCGUCGCGGCGCAGACGAUCCUGGGCGUGAUGGCCUACGACAGGUACAUCGCGGUGUGCGAGCCGCUCAGGUAUCACGCCAUCAUGACCUCGGCUCGGCUGCACUGCUGCUGCGCUCUGGCCUGGCUGGUGGCGCUGCUGCUCAUCGCCGUGCUCUUCGCCUUCCACGUCAACGUCCCGCUGUGUGGCCGGACCAUCCGCCACGUCUACUGCAGCAACCGCUCCAUCCUGAGCCUGGCCUGCACCCCCACCACCGCCAGCAACAUCUACGGUCUGUCCAUGACCUGGACUGUGAGCACAGGGAUCUUCCUCAUCAUCGCGUUCUCCUACAUCCGAAUCCUACAAGCUUCUUUGAAACAAGGCCAAACUGACAGCAACGUUCGCAGUAAAGUCUUCCAGACGUGUGGCUCUCACCUCGUCAUCUACCUGCUCUAUGAAAUCGCCUCAGUGAUCAUAAUCUUGAGCUACAGGUUCCCGUCGGUUUCCCCAAACCUAAAGAAGUUCUUCAGCAUUAUGUUUUUCAUCGUUCCCCCGAUCAUCAACCCCAUCAUCUACGGAUUGGUCAGUAAGGAGCUACGCAGCAGCAUCAUUAAGCAUUUAACCGUCACAGCAGCUGGCAGCGUCUUUACAUGA
Messenger RNA from Acanthochromis polyacanthus (spiny chromis), 996 nucleotides. RefSeq names its product olfactory receptor 2K2-like. Bases 1 to 996 code for a protein of 331 amino acids. Gene Ontology annotation, molecular function: olfactory receptor activity; G protein-coupled receptor activity. The record is from RefSeq and is a predicted model, not a curated record. Gene Ontology annotation, biological process: G protein-coupled receptor signaling pathway. Gene Ontology annotation, cellular component: membrane. The transcript has 3 exons. NCBI's taxonomy places the organism in Eukaryota, Metazoa, Chordata, Actinopteri, Pomacentridae.